Austrofundulus limnaeus is the source of this 2850-nucleotide messenger RNA. It is a transcript of the gene znf750, whose product is annotated as zinc finger protein 750. Gene Ontology annotation, cellular component: nucleus. The transcript has 3 exons. NCBI's taxonomy places the organism in Eukaryota, Metazoa, Chordata, Actinopteri, Cyprinodontiformes, Rivulidae. The coding region runs from base 638 to 2458 and encodes 606 amino acids. Gene Ontology annotation, biological process: positive regulation of transcription by RNA polymerase II; epidermis development. The record is from RefSeq and is a predicted model, not a curated record. Gene Ontology annotation, molecular function: promoter-specific chromatin binding; RNA polymerase II cis-regulatory region sequence-specific DNA binding; DNA-binding transcription activator activity, RNA polymerase II-specific.
AACAUGAGGAUGGAAGCCAAGAUCGAAUAAUACUUACUGCCUUUUGUUACUUUUACCUUGUAAAGAUUUAGGUUUGAAAAUUUGUAAAUCAUAAAGAAAGCAUGUCAUUUAGUUUAAACACAGAGCAUCCUUUUGUUUUAUUAAUUCUCUGGUAAAAACUCAGGUAAACGCCAUCUUUAACAGCUCAUCAAGGAAAUAACCAGCAGUGUGCAAGUCUCAUCUGUCUGUUCACCUUCACUUUACAAACUUUAUAUAAACAUAUUGUAGAUUGAGGCCCAUGUGGCCACUUUAACAAAUGACAGAGAUGAAACCUGAAAGAGUGAGAUCUCCCACCUCAACAUUUAAAUCAUUGCUUGAGGCCUGACUAAUAUCAGGUGGAUCAUUGUUGCCUGAGGGCCCUGCUGUUUGGGCUGAAGCACCACCCACUGGAGAGACAACACCUUAGAGAGGCAAACUAAKCGCACAACCAACAACAUCACACUCAUCAUCACACACAUCCACAGCUCGUAGCUAUUAAAACGAGCGCUCGGACCAGAUACUGACUUUGGCUGUGAACUGGGGCCACUUCUCUACAGGCUUCAUUCUUAGAAGACGACACUUGCUUCAAUUAGACAAGAAAACCUGCAGCAGAGUAAAGAUGGACAUCGACCAGGAACGCAAGCCAAAAAGGCCUCACUACAUUCCUCGUCCACCUGGAAAGCCUUUCAAGUACCAAUGUUUCCAGUGUCCUUUCACCUGCAACGAAAAGUCUCAUCUGUUCAAUCACAUGAAAUACAACUUGUGUAAAAACUCCAUCUCCCUCAUGUCACAGAAAAACGUGCAAACACCCCGACAGAUCAAAGCCGUGGCAAAAGGCGUCUCUGUCAAAUCUAAGGACUGUACAAAUGUCCUUCCUGUCCAGAACAAAAGUCCUGACAAACCUGACGAGGAAGAGAACAAAGACGAGAGCAGCAAUGACGAUGCAGAAGAAGUAGACGUUGGGUGCGACAGUCCGGUCAGUAAGGAAAGUCAGAGUUUGGCAAAACCAAGUAUAACCGGCGAGAGAGAAAUCAGGGAGAGCAAUGAGAUUAAGGACCUGCCACGCCCGUCUGCUUUCUCCCCUGUCACACCCAACCGUGACGGUGCAGAAGCCUUGAAAUCUCCUGUGCAGCAGACAGAGGAUUCWCAAGCUCAUACUAUCAACCAUUCAAGCAACCUGUGGGGCAGAAUUCCCUCAUCUGUUCCCUUAAAAUCUUUCAACCCCCUCAUGGUUUCUGACUACUCUCCUUACCUUUUGCCUGACCGACACCUGUAUUCACCAUAUUACCUCCCAGGACACAUUCAUCCAAAUGAGCCAAACUCUUUCCAGCCAGACUUCAUAGAACCCCAAAGACCUAUGGUACAACAGCCCAUUGUUCCGCCUCAUGCUACCCCUAUCCCACCUUACCCUUACAGAUACUUUCAUCCUCUUCACCCAGUACCCCCRGUGCAUUACGCCUUUUACAGACCCCAUGAGAUUCCUAUACCAAUCCCAGGACACAGAUAUCUUCCUUUGGAUGUCUGCACUCCAGGCCUUGGCCAUAAGGAUUAUGAUUUAUACAUGUAUUCACGUCCUAGUCACAACAAUCCACARAGUUCCACCCAAGAGGAGAAUCACCGUGAUCAAAAUGGGGACAAAGCAACUAGGCUGAGCCCUAAAGAGGGCUGUUCAGCUUCGGGGUCCCCGGACAGACCCAGUCAGGCAGACAUCAUUCAGAGAGAAGCAGGAGCUUCACAGUACUCUGACAUGGGCGAGACAGGGACCUCACUCCAGCCUGGGCAAACAUCUAAAGCUAUGGAACUCAUCAAAAAAGAUUUAAGUCAAGAGGAGUCUUCAGAAACAUUGCCACAGCUAAGAAGCCUAAAUGCAGGAUCAGCUGAAAGCAGCCACUAUUCAUCUGCUCCUGAGCCAUCUCCCAAAACAGCGUCUGAAGAACGCCACAAGGAUGACACGGAAAAUCUGGCUCCGCUCAACCUCUCCACAAGAAACCAGGACCCCGAAGAGCACAACCCAAUAGGCUCAGACAAAAAGAAAAUAAACGGCAAUGAGUUACCGCUAAAUCUCAGCCUCCGAGCUUCUCAAAGCAGUUUCGUACAUGGCUCUGCCCCAACCACUCAAGAAGAUCUUCUACAGAGACCUGAGAAAGAUCUGGAUGAAGAACCAUGUGAUCAGAGGCAGACUGCAGCUCUGGCACUUUGCCAACUUGCCACUGCAAGCUCUGUAGCCUCUAUAAGUAAUURCAAUGCUGUAAAUCAGUCCACUCAAGAGCUGCUGGAAUCUACAAGUAUUGCUUCCCUGAAGACUGCCAUGCCAACAACACGGGCUACAACAACAGCCACAAAAAGAACACACAAUGGCCAGACUGAGAGCAAAUGCCAUAAACCAAUCAAGAAAGCAAAAACAUCUYGGCGGGCUCUGAGGAGGAGGCCUCGCUUCUAAAACGAAACACUGACUGUUGCAGAAAUGUUGUGAUUAGGACUGAAAAUCUGACUUUUACGACUGCAAGCCUCGACAUCAAAAGAAUCUGUUGAUUUAGCACUGAGUGGUGGUGAUCCACGUGUAGAUAUGACAUGCCAACAAGUGCUGCUGCAAGGUUGUAUGUUACAAAGAGAGGAAAGGAAAACUUGUUCGAUAGGCAGACUUGUUGUUACAGGUGUGUAAGACCUGUAUAAACCUUGUUCUCACAUUUGAUUUGAAGGGCUAAAAAGGGACUCAUGAAUAAGAAAGUUUGCAUUGUAUAUAAACCUGCUUUAAGAUGUGGAAAUGAACUUGUUCUGGAAAUGUAAAUAGCUGUAAAAACGACUAAAUAAAUAAAUAAAUGACAAACCAGG